CUUCUCUUCUCUAUGAUUAUUGAAACGCUUAUAUCUCUAAAUAGUUAACCUCCAUCUCUCUCUAUCCCGCGCGAACACCCUUUCCCUUUCCCUUUCCCUGCCGCCACACUCCCCUCCUCCAUUUGCCGCCGCUGUACCCUCCCCCUCCUCCCCGCCGCUGCCCGCUGCUGCAUUCUACCCCCCCGGGCGGGUGUUGCUGCUACGCUCUCUCCUUCCCCCCAUCGCUGCCCACUUCAUCCCGGCUGCUGUGCUCCCUCCCCCGUGCCGGCGCUGCGCUGUCCGUGCAGCCGCACUCUCGCGGGUCAGUGUACGCAUUUACAACAUCUGCUGCCACUUUGAUUCGCCAACAAUAUCAAAGGCCUUUAAUUUCUUCCUCCUCGUAUUUGGGAGUGACAAGAUUGUCUCUGUUCACAAAGAGAAAGGGAGAGGGACUAAGGUGGCUAUGUUUGAGAGUAGAGUGAUUUCGAUUCUGAGAAGGAACAAAUCCCUUAAUUGGAUAUCCGGCGUGAGGGGCUCAUCCUCCUCGUCAUGUAGGGCUCUGAAUGAACCCUCACUAAACCUUUGCAGAUGCUUCUCUUCUAAGACUGCUGGUAUUACUAUGUGCUUCAGACCAAAGAAUUUCUGCUAUGGCGUCAGAACUCUUCCUCCUAAGGUCAAAAUUUUUAGGGGCUUUUAUGCCCAAUCAUGGAGGAAUAUGUCCACCACAGCCACUCUUGGUAUAGAAAACAAGAAUGGCUUGAAAAUCCUGGUAACUGCAGGGUCCCGAGCCCAGAAAAUGGUUGGAAUAUGGCUUUUUGGUUCUGCUGCAUGGGUGUUUAGUAUGGUGAUACUUGGUGGUGUGACACGGCUUACUCGAUCUGGUCUUUCUAUGACUGACUGGAAGUUCACUGGUACCCUUCCUCCUCUGUCUGAUGAAGACUGGUUGCUUGAGUUUGAGAAAUAUAAGCAAUCCCCUGAGUAUAAGCGUGUGAACAAAGGUAUGACCAUUGAAGAUUUUAAAUUCAUAUAUUGGAUGGAAUAUGCACACCGCAUGUGGGGAAGGGGACUGGGUAUCAUGUUUGCUCUGCCAUUUUCAUAUUUUCUCCGUAAAGGAUAUAUUACUGUACGACUUGGACUGAGGCUUUCUGCUUUAUUUGCCCUUGGUGCUGGGCAGGGCUUAGUUGGCUGGUGGAUGGUUAAAAGUGGGUUGGAGGAGCCAGUGUCUGAAUACGUUCAGCCAAGAGUGAGUCCUUAUCGUCUUGCAGCUCAUCUUACUUCAGCAUUUAUUAUAUACUGUGGCCUUUUCUGGACUGCUCUUUCAGUUGUCAUGCCUGAACCUCCAACUGAAACCAUUGCUUGGGUUCGCGGGGCAGCCAAAGUUAGGAGACUUGCACUUCCUGUAAGCCUGCUUACUGGCAUUACGGCUGUCUCUGGAGCAUUUGUUGCAGGAAAUGAUGCUGGCCACGCAUAUAAUACUUUUCCAAAGAUGGGUGAUACAUAUAUUCCAGAUGAUAUCUUUAGCAUGAAGCCGCUCAUGCGUAACUUCUUUGAGAAUACUUCAACUGUGCAGCUCGAUCAUCGUAUCCUGGCAACUGCAACCUUGACUUCAAUUUGCUUUCUAUGGUGGAAAACAAGAAAAUUGGACGUACAUCCAGCAGUACGAUCCCUGAUUGGAAGCACCAUGGGAAUGGCUGCCCUUCAGGUCACAUUAGGGAUAUCAACGCUUUUAUCAUAUGUCCCUGUUUCUCUUGGCACUGCACAUCAGGCUGGAGCUUUAACACUUUUAACACUUAUGAUUCUGCUCAAUCACACUGUGCGGAGGCCAUCAUUGGCCCUUCUCAAGUCUCUGCCAUCGGUUCCAAGAACAACUUAAAAUUUACAGAUUAUGAUUUUCCAUAUUUUUGCUUCCAGAUUUUCCCGUAUUCGAGUUGAGUUACAUAUUACCCUAAUCAAAGAGAGACAGCUAGUUGGUUUCUUAGUAUAUGUGAGCUUCUUCCAUGAAGUUGGAUAUGAAUCAUAAUGUGGUUUGGUGGAGUUUGUUUAUUGAACAGAAUUUAUUAGGAUUGGACAUUUGGAGCAUUCAAUGGGAAAGAAACUUCUGUGGAAGUAGUUCAUUGCUGUUCAGUGUAGGAAGGUGGGGAUGCUCUUUUUAUUGUGGAAUGACUUAUUCCAAACUAUUGCCUUGUUCUUAAUCUUCUGAAAACUAAUGAUCUUUUUGGUAUGCAAAUGGAUUGAAAUUAAUAAUUUAUAAUUU
This is a messenger RNA of Malania oleifera, 2233 nucleotides long. Its product is annotated as cytochrome c oxidase assembly protein COX15. Lineage: Eukaryota; Viridiplantae; Streptophyta; Magnoliopsida; Santalales; Ximeniaceae. The transcript has 8 exons. Gene Ontology annotation, molecular function: oxidoreductase activity, acting on NAD(P)H, heme protein as acceptor. Gene Ontology annotation, cellular component: mitochondrial inner membrane. The coding region runs from base 443 to 1852 and encodes 469 amino acids. Gene Ontology annotation, biological process: heme A biosynthetic process. The record is from RefSeq and is a predicted model, not a curated record.